CAAGCUGGUUGACACAAAGGCGGAUACCGCGCUCCAUCAAAGAAAUGCAAUUAUCUCUCUUUUCCUUCCAGUUCGCCUUCAUUGCGCUCGCUCUCGUCACGACAACUCGUGCGGCCGCGUGCACGUUGCCGUCAAGCAAUGACAUCAUGUCGCAAAUCAACACGCAGCAAACUGUCGAGAUUGAGAGCCAAAAGGCGCUCGUUGACAAGCUCUACUACAACUGCUUCCGCUGGGAUUCGUCUCUACAGCAAGUCGAGCGAUUCAUUGUGUCGGUUGAGUUGAGUGGAAGUCCGACAGAGCAGCGCUGGCUGUUCAAUUGUUCGACUGGCUCGUCGUUCAGUGCAAGGCUGGUGGCUGGGGUUGCGGUGUUGGGGAAUGUUAGCACCAUGUCUUACGGUUGUGGAGAGUGUGAUGAAGCGGCUGCAGAUCCAUGCGUUGCCUGUGACUCUUCCUGUAAGAACAACAGAUGUUAUGGCACCAAUGCCGCCGACUGCUGCAACUACAUAAAGAACAACAUGUGUGUCAUUGACUGUGGUACAAACUUUGUUUCCAAUGCUCAAAACAACUGCAUCUGUGCCAAUAGCUUCACAGGAUCAGACUGCAGCACAUGCAGUUUGGCUUGUGUGAACGGAAGUCCAAAUUCGACAUGUUCGUCGUGCAGCUGCUCUGCGGGUUUCACCGGACGACUAUGCGGCGUGCAACUUGACGGGUGUGACUCUAAUCCUUGUAUGAACGGAGGCACGUGCUUGAGGACGAACGAGGGAGGAUUUUCGUGUACGUGUCCAUCCAAGUUUACCGACUCAUUGUGUCAGACUUCAGUCUCGUGUUUGUCUAUCGCUUGUCUACACGGCGGGACGGUUGUCAAGUCAGCGGACGGAGCGUGCACAUGCAGUUGUACUGAGUAUUUCACCGGCAGUCAGUGCUUGACACGUGUACACGUCUGCAAACCGGAUUCGUGUCAAAACGGCGGCACGUGCUCACCGACGGCGAUCGGAUUUGAUUGCGUGUGUCAGUUGGGAUUCCGAGGAUCUGACUGCUCACAAGACGUCGACGAAUGCACGACAUCUCGUCCGUGCAGCAACGGCGGACGAUGCAUGAAUCGUUUCGGAGGAUACGAAUGCGACUGUCAGCCUGGAUUUACAGGUGACGACUGCGAUGUGCCGUCUGACGUUUGCUCGAAGAGUCCGACUUAUUGUGGAGAGAACGGUCGGUGUAUGACGGAGCCGUACGUUGUGAAUCCGUAUGGACGAGAGCUCGAACUCGAACCGGUUUCAACUGAUGGGUCGAUGUCGUAUUGUGAUUGCUCCGAUGGAUUCUACGGCAAUCAGUGUGGGAAUAGUGUGUCGUCGUGUGGUGAGGGUUCUUGUGCAAACGGAGGUGAAUGUACUCAAGUGGAUGGUGUCGUGCGUUGUGGGUGUGUUGGAAAUUGGAAGGGUUCUGUUUGCAGUACCUGUGGUAUGCAGUGUGUUCAUGGAAGUCUGGAUGAGAACUGUACGACUUGCACUUGCCAAGGAAACUGGACUGGCGACUCAUGUUCAGUCUGCAACGAUUUUAUCGAAGAGACUAAGUGUGUAAAGUCAUGCAUGAGGGAGGGCAACCUACCUCACACACACUCUCAAGGACAGAAGUGGUGUUUUCCUUGUGGCAUAUUUCUCUGUGAGCAGUGCAAUUACGAUGACGUCUUCGAAGUGAGUGACCACCAGUGUAGACAGUGUAUACCCGGAGCGAGGCUUGACCGCAAGAAUGAAGGCCACUGUACAAUAGAACCCGACACUGAAGAUGACGACGACAAAUCUUCGAGUAACAAUACAGGUCUUAUUGUUGGUAUCACAAUUGGAGUUAUUUCUUUCUGCGUGGUACUUGCCAUUGUGGCAUAUGUCAUGUACAGAAAGUUUUGGAACAGAGCUGGGGACUACCAACCAGCAAAGUCUAUCUGAUAGUCUGAUGUGAAGGUUAAACACACACACACACAAAUGAUACGGUUUUGAGUUGAUAAUUUGCUGAUUGAUUGAGUUGUACACACGAGAA
Molecule: messenger RNA, 2028 nt
Organism: Corticium candelabrum
Lineage: Eukaryota; Metazoa; Porifera; Homoscleromorpha; Homosclerophorida; Plakinidae
Product: fibropellin-1-like
Exons: 10
Coding region: 45-1937 (630 amino acids)
Molecular function (GO): Notch binding; calcium ion binding
Source: RefSeq, a predicted model, not a curated record